Salmo salar (Atlantic salmon) is the source of this 4345-nucleotide messenger RNA. Lineage: Eukaryota; Metazoa; Chordata; Actinopteri; Salmoniformes; Salmonidae. The record is from RefSeq and is a predicted model, not a curated record.
GAAAAACUAGCUUGCUAUCAGUCACAGCAGCCUCAGCUUGUCCCCGCUGCCAGGCAUAGCUGCUGGACACAUAGUGUUAGAUGAAACUACUGCGUCGAGAACUUUCAAUUUUUUUUUGUAGCUUUUUGGUAAUACAAUUUAAUGAAAAGGGAAUACACUUGUCUGCUUUAAUAAACUGUGGAAGGAAUCUGAUCAUCUGGAAGAGGACAAUUUUCAGACCUAUCGGCUGCCUUUGAUACUGUGAACCAUCAGAUCCUCCUCUCCACCCUCUCCGAGUUGGGCAUCUCCGGCGCGGCCCACGCUUGGAUUGCGUCCUACCUGACAGGUCGCUCCUACCAGGUCAGAGCUUGGGAUGAAUAACCCCAAAGUGACAGAAAUGAUUCCUUUUCUUGUCUGAGUGAAGCCUCAUCAAGAUACAUUUUGUUUGUCAUCCUAUAAAAUGAUGCCAAAGCAGCUGACCCGCACCUCACCUGGGAGUGUGUGUUCCCUCCGUGGUAUCAGCAUCCCAGGAUCCCUAGCCGUGGCCAUCACAGCCAAAAUGGACAAUCAGGUCAUUGGCUAUAAGGACUUGGCAGCCAUCCCCAAAGACAAGGCGAUAUUGGACAUUGAGAGGCCGGACUUAAUGAUCUACGAACCCCAUUUCAAUUACACGCCUCUGGAACUAUCGGAGGUGCCCCGAAGCAGAGAGAGGUCCAUGUCUCCGUGUUCAUUCUCCCACCCUGCUUCUCCUGAGACCAUUCUAUUCAAGGAUCCCAAGGAGUGGCUGGAGAGCAGGGAGUCACCUGGAGGGUCAUCAGCAGGUUCAAACCUCCAACUCAAAACCAGCUCUGCAUUAGACACCACCACCAAGCUCCCCACACAGCACUUUCACAGGCCAGAUAAUGGAAUGAAUAUAUACAAGAAGCCACCAAUUUACAAACAAGAUGUAUUAGCAUCCAUCCCCCAGGGGAAACAGAUAGAGGAUCUCAUCAUUGAGUCAUCUAAAUUCCCUGCCGCCCAGCCACCUGAUCCCAACAAACCCUCCAAGAUUGAGACAGAUUACUGGCCCUGCCCCCCCUCCCUGGCUGCAGUUGAGACAGAGUGGAGGAAGAAGGCUGAGUCCCGGAGGAGGGAGGGAGAGAGGGAUGAGGAGGAUGAUGAAUAUGACAAUGGAGACCUGUCCGAUGAUAUGUGGGGACUACGGCAACUGCAGAAGCUGGAGCUCAACAAAAUUCAGUCGAACUUGGGAAAGAUAAUCUUGAAAGAGGAGCUGGAUAACGCUGUGCCCAUCCGCAGGAAAACUCGCUCACUGCCUGACCGGACAGCAAUGCACAUGGGGUCAUCCUCCAAUGCCUCCAAAAACAUACAUUUCCAAGCAACCAGUAGGAGUGGUCAGACCAGGCUCCAGUCUGCCGAGUUCACCCAAUCUGACAGUGACAAAGGAGGACCAGGCCUCCAGAAUGGAGAUUCUCAGAGAGGAAGAAUGGACAGGGGAAACUCACUGCCAAGUAUGCUGGCUGAGAAGAUAUAUCCAUAUGAAAUGCUCCUAGUGACCCACAGGAGAAGGAAUAAACUCCCACCAGGAGUAGACAGGAUGAGACUGGAGAGGCAUCUGUCCGUGGAGGAAUUCCAGAAUCUAUUUGGGAUGCCCAUUGAGGAGUUUGAUCGCCUCUCCCUCUGGAAGCGGAAUGACUUGAAGAAGAGGGUUUCCCUUUUCUAGAGUGAGGAGACCUACCUACACAUCAAAAGCCACCACACUCCCUUGGGAAAUUUGAUGAACAUAAACUGUCCAAUGCAACAACCCAGGAAGGGAGAUUAAAUUAAUAUCUGUCAUAUCUUUGCCAAAUCGGCUGCUUUGAAUCCCCAUUCCUUAUAUCAACUCUAUAACAACUCUAUAAAGGGUCAGAGCCUUCAUAUACUCUUGAAUUGUAGUUGCAGAGAAGAAACCUAAUAAGAGGACAGAGGCUUGGGCCAAGUAGAGAUUUCAUGAAGUCUUUGCAUUUGGUCCGUACUGACAGGCUCACCAAUAGAGUUAGAUUGGACUGACCACUGAUAUACCUACAGUAGGCUAUUUUACUGCUAAUCAAAGUUAUGGAUGGCUAAUUCUCAGUUACUAGAUCACUGCCACAUGUGAAGCCAUAUCGAUUUAUUAAUUAAACCACUAAAAUACCAAUAAAAUGUUUUAGUUUAUAGAAUUGGAGCACUAGAUGGAUGCCUCAAUUUCAAUACACCUCGAAAAAUUCUCUAUUUCAAAACACAAACAUUGCACUAAGCUGAAUAGUCUACAUAUCAUAUUUUUUAAAAUAAAUAACAAUUUGAAGUGUAAAUCAAUAAUUUGUAAAUCAAUAGUUAAAGUUUUUAAGGUGUGCUGGUUUAGAGACAAUUAAGAUUGUGUCCCAAAUGGUACUUUAUUCUCAUGUAGUGCAAUAUUUUUGACCAGGGCCCAUAAGGCUCCCAUAAGGCUCUGGUCAAAAGUAGUGAACUACGUAGUGAAGAGGGUGCCAUUUGUGAUGUACAAUACAAUCUGUUAGACUCAGUCGCUCUACACAUCAGGUGUAGAUUUAUAGAACAUAAAACCUUAUCUCCAAGAUGUCUGCAUCUUAACCCUAUCCAGACAUGCAAACAUACAAAUGAUCAAAGUCAUCCACAACUUAUAGCCAAUAUAGGUUUAUUACUGAAUGAUUGUCUAAACAGUACAUAUUGCCCACUUGAAAAAAAGUGUGCUCUUAUUAUUUUACUACUGGUAUGUUGGAUGAAGUGCAGUUUUCCUGUUUUAAAAGGUGAGAACAUUAAGGAGGCUUAGGCUAAGUUAGCUUCAAAAUCUUGUGGGACGCUUACCUUUACAACACUGGCCACUGCCCUGUUUAUAUAUAUCAAGUUUGUACACCACUCCAGAGGGGUUUUAGACAUGUUGCUUUUGUGACCAAAUAAUGUACAGCUAUUUUUUAUUAGAAAAAAAAUCCUUUCAUGUAUCAAUACAAGAAUGUAGGGUAAAUAAACACAUUCAUCAUUAAAAAGAAGAAGGAAGAUAACCACCUCCCUUACAAAUGCACUACAUUGGAACGAGGACAGGAGGACAAUGGACUAGGAGGGUCACCACUGAGGGAACAGAAGGAGUUGAGAGCAAGAGACAAGGGGCUGCUUCCUGUGUUCCGCUAUGACCACAUCAACCUCCAUAUUGGACUGAAGUAGUGGCCUGGUGGAGGUGUAGCCUCUUGUACCCCCUAACUGACAAUGUCAUGGCUCAAAAAACAAAACCAAAUCUUGGAUGGAUGCAGGCUAAAGGACUCAGGGCCAGCCUUUCUGUCCACUUUCCCUGUGCCUUGAAUGCUACAGUCAGGGGCUACUUCCCAAAUGGCACCCUAUUUGGUAUAUAGUGCACUAUUUUUGACCAGGGCCAAUAGGCCUCUGGUCAAAAGUAGUGCACUAUUUAGGGAAUAUUGUGCCAUUUGGGACAUAGUUACAGUGUGGAGCCUGUUAAGGUCCUGGUCAGGCCUCACUCCAGUCAUUUUUCUUAUCAUCAGGUGAGGUGGUAGCAAAGACACUGUCACAAAAUGUUUUGAGUUGGCACACAUCUGAUGUGCCUCUAGAGCCCCAAGUAGAGAUGUAUGAAAGUCAACCAUGGAGCAUCAGUGUAUUCUAUCUAAGAAUAUUUUUGAGUGGUCAUUGCACAUAUCCACUUUGUGACUGCUUUGCUUUAGAUUUUAGUUCUGCCUGUGUUUUUUGAAAGGCAAGGGGCCGGAAGGAUUGCAUUAUGAACAAGCCCUUGAGCUGGAAAUUGUUCACUCAAUGGUGAGGGUAAUAGACAAUCCUCUAGAUUCCAUGCUCCAGUAUAUAAUAUUGAUGACAUUAUCUUCACCAAUGGGAUACCUGAUUGAGGAUACACCCUAUUCAUAACGCUUUCAAAUGCUCUCACUGUAUCAAGCACUCUCAUGGUAGUUAAGACACUGUCACUGUUGCAGCAUCAUCUAAGAUUGUCUUCAUGCUUUGUAUAUGAAAGUGGGCUGGGGAAAACAUUUAAGAAAAUAUUGAGUUGGAGUGAUUGGUUUGUACCUCACUUCCUAGGUUUUUUGAAUCUGUAAGUCAUUAAAAUACUGAGUUUUUUUUAUGUAGUUUUAGAUUAACCUGAUUUGAUAACUAAUAUAAUGACAAAAAUUGAUAUGAUUGAUUAGUUCCACUGCAAGUUGGAGCUCAGAUAUUGUACAUUAUUUUGUGUAUUCUGAUGCAACUAGGGUGCAAAACAUACACAGCAAUGAAUGCACACAAGCAUAUUUUCUCAUUUAAACUAAGGUGAAAGAGGACUGAAAUGAUCAAUGGUGAGUGGAAAUAAAAUGCAUUUUUUGGUUUGAGGAAAAUGUAUUUUCCA